AGACCUCUCCUGCCGCCCGCCGCUCCCCUCAGCAGUGUACUUCGUCAAUCUGCCUGCUCUGCUCCCCCGCUCUGGCUCUGGUAAAUUCUCUCACCCUCCCGCGCUUCUGGCUGUACCCAGUGCUUGUAUAAAUAAAUAAAUAAAUCUUAAAAAAAAAAAUUUAACAGUGAGGGCAUAUUUGGUAAUCUUUGAAGAAGAGGUACAGCAGAAUAGUGAGACAUGAAAUAGACUGCUUUGACACAACUUUUUUGGUAUGUCUGUGAAGUUGGUAGAUAGUAUUAAUUGUGGUUCAUUAACACCAUCUACCAACCUUCCAUCACUGGACUGACAAGUAGAUCAAAACCUUCUCUCUAAUCCUACGUGAUUGCAGCAUCUAUAUAGAUAUCAGCUUUAUCUCCUGGUCUUGCAGUGAUCUUCUUCCCUAUUUUAUACAUAGCCGUCCACUUCUGUAAUGCUAGUUAUCCGAUGAAAUUUCUGCUUCUACAAAGUUUAUGAUUUAGGCAUCCUGCUUUCUAAACACCAGUUCCUGUAUUUUCUAGCAUACUCGUUUCAGUAUUUCCAUUCCGACUUCCCAUCUGGUCCUCCAGUUCAAUAAUCCAUUUGUUUUCUCUCUAUACUGUAGCCUUUACGUACUUAUUUCCUUCUCGUACAUUGGAAAUUUCAUCAGUUUAAUAAUUUUUUAUCAGUAACAAACUUUUUGUUCCUCUGAUUUUCAUUGUACCCUUUUUCUGAAGCUACCCCAAGAAAACUCCGAUUUGCUUUCUCUUUGCCUAUACCUGGUGAGCAAGGAAAAAAUCUCAAAACAGCACAGAUUGGUAUCACUAUACAUUCAUAAUCAUUAUCUUCUUCACCAUCAGCACUGCUUGAGGAUUUUUUUUAAGAUUUAUUUUUAUUUAUACCAGAACUGGGGUACAGGCAAGUGGCGUGGGAGGGUGAGAGGAUUCACCAGAGACAGAGCGGGGAGCAGAACAGGCAGACUGAUUGAAAUACACUGCUGAGGGGAGCAGCAGGCGGGGACAUGAGAGGUCUGCUCACCAUGCGGGACUCUCCCUGGCCAGCCGGGAAUCGAACCCACGCUGCAGAGGCUGCAGACAGCUCCACAACGCUGCACUCAACCCACUGCGCCACUGGGGAGGCUCGGUUUCCUCCUCGUGAUGGCUUAUACAGCAUUAGCGUGUGCGCUGGUUCUUUAAAAAAGAAAGCUCUCCUUUUGGCCUGUCUCCCACCAGCUGCCAGUCUAGCCCUUUAAGUCAAGCUUCAUGAAAAAGAUGUCUUUGCUUGGUCUCCUCCUCAACUUGUCUCGUGUUCAUUCCUUAGCGACGUCUUCCAAGCCAGGCUGCUUUUCCUCCAGCCAUUCCUAAGCCUCAUGCCAGUAAUUUCAGUGUACAUUUUUAGUCUCCAUCCUGCUUGCCUCUUAAACUUUCAGUCAAAUUUUCCAGUUUCCUUAAGACUCUCUCUUUGGCUUCUGUGCAUCAAAAUCUCUUGGUUUAUCUUUAGCACUCAAAGCAUAACUGAAAGCCGCGGUGGUGUUUCCGCCAUGCGCUGACUGAGUUGGCGGGGAGAGGAUGUGCCGAAGAAAAGGCCAGUUACAAGUUAAUGUGAAUUUAAGCCAGAGUGAUGUUGGCUUCACUAUAUUGGACUGGUAGCGAUUUUAGGAGAUAAUAUCAACAGAAUUUUGUGAUAGAUGGACUGUAAAGGGCGAGGAAGCAGAAAUUACUUGCUCUGAUCAAGGCUUCUGUGAUCAAUGGAAUGCCAUUUAUUAAAAAAAAAAAAACUAGAGAAGGAAUUUGGGGGGUAGGUGGGCAGAGAUUUUCUGGUCACAUUGGUGCGUUUGAGAUUCUGAAUAGAAAUGUGAAGUGGAAAGUUAGAUAUACAAGCCCAGAUCUCAAAAGAACUAAGAUAUUGGGUUGUCGGAAAAGUCAUGAUGUAUUUUUUUUCUGUUUUCAAGCAAAAAUGCGUCAUGUACCGACAACCCAGGAUGUUUGAAUGUUGAUCUGUAACUGGGUAAUUUAAUUGACAAGAAUCAUCUAGGGAAAGAGUACAGAGGGGGAAGAGAAGAAUUCAGACUACACUUUGAUGAAUUCCAGCAUCUGAAUGUAGAUUCAGGUAGGAUGAGUUAGUUAAGAAAGAAGACUGAGGAAUCACUCCAGAGGUAGAAGAAUGUCAUAUCUAGGAAAGCUUAAGAGAAUAAAAUAGGAAGAAGCAUUUUCGUCUUCAUCCAAAGGAGAAGGUGUGGGUCAGGUUGAAGAAAUUAGGCCCAAGAAGGGUUAAGUAUGGCCCAAACUCUGCAGGCCAUAGUGAGCAAUAGAUCUCACUUCUGUCUGCAAAGGUCAUGGCCCUAAAUAGGGAAUCUCUUCCCUGGGCAUGCAGAGCCAUCUUGAACAUCCCUGUUGAGAGCCCCUUGGCCUCUCCUAUCCACCUCUCAUUUAUCUCCCUUAAUGAAAAUUGCCUGUUUACAUGUCCACGUACCCAGUAGUUUAAGUUCUUGUACGGGCUGUGGGUUGAACUAGUCUGAGUAUGAGCAAACAUUUUCUGUAAAGGGCAUAUACUAAAUAUUUUAGGCUUUGUGGGACAGGUGAUCUCUUUUGCAGCCAGUCAAGCUAUUCUUGUAGCAUGAGAACACAUAUAUACAACAUAUUAAAAAUGAGUGUGACUGUGGCUAAUAAAACUAUGGAUACUAAAAUUUAAUAACAUUUUCAUAUAUCACAAAUACUAAUGUGUUUUUACAAAUAACUUAAAAUAAAAACUGUUCUUAGCUUGUGGGCUACAUAGAAAUAGGAAGGGGGGACCAGAUUUGGCCCACAGGCUAUAGUUUACUGAUCCUUUCCCGCUAACUGAGCUUUGUUCUGAACCAUAACAAACUCAGUAAAUUUUUGUUUAAUGAAUUCAGGUUGAGUAAGUUCUGAUUCAAUUUAUUUGUGCUUUUGGGGAUUGAGGAGGUGAUGAAGGUGGGUUUUCGUCUUCAAGCCCUGAAAACAAGAAUUCAUACUUUUCAUUAUAACUUUUUAAAAAGGUUUAAUUUAUUAAAAGUAUAACAUUUUGAAGCAUUACCAAGUGGCCAGAAAAUCUGUAAAACUAAAUAUUUGUAAGGACAGAAUUACAUUGUCUUGGGUUGUCAGAAGGUAAACCUGAGUUUCUGUGAUUCCUAGAUUGCAUAGAAUUUUUAGCAUUAUUAAUACCUGAGGCUUUAAAAAAAAAAAAAAACACCUAUAGUUAGUAAAACAUAGCUUUACAUUGUUGAUAAUUAUAAUUAUUAUUUUUUUGUCCUUAAGUUGUUUGUUUGGUCUUAGCCAUAUAAAGCCAUGCUGGUUCUAUAGGACAUGUAUUCUGCAUUCAUGCAUGUUAAUAGAUUUAGCAUGAGACAUCAUCUAUACACAAGCAAACAGAUUAAUAUAUGAUAGCAAUUUAACAUGAAGGGAAUUAACAGGUGUGAUAUACAUUAUUUAUGAAGGAGAGGCCAGAGGUAGUCAGAGAAUGUUUAUCUUACAAAGUAUUCUAGGUAUAAAUAUCCUGAGGUGUCUGCAUUGCAGAAGUCCACAAAGAAUUAAUUAUAGGAACAGAGAUUGGUAUUUAUUGGUGUUUCUUGAAAUCAGGUACUCUGUACUAAUAGCUGAUAAGUUGGCUAGAGAAAAAGUUAAAAAUAGUGACUUCCAGUGUAUUCCAUGACCACUGAAAAUCAUUCCGCUGAAGUGGCGAUGCUUUUAUAUAUCUUAGAUUUACAGACAAUUGGAAUAAAUGAGUUAUUUUUGCCAUUCCUGGGACUGUUUAGCACCAAAUUUCAAAUGUGCCGAAAUAAAUGAAAGGAGAAAAUAGUUACUGAUGUGUUACUCUGUCUGAAAAAACAUGGCACACUAAGUUAUCCCCAAGGCGACAGUAGAACUUGUGAGUCAUUGUCAGUGGGACGAAAGAAUGCAGAACAGAUGGGGGAAACAAAAUAAGCAUAAGUGGAGGUGAAAUGAGAAGCCUGUGUUUCAGGCUGCAUGUACCAAGUAGUUCAGACGAUUGGCUCGGAUGGAAAAAAUCUUCUGCAAUUACUUCCAAUUCCUAAUUCCUCUGGAAAUCUUAUACCAGUAGUUCAAUCUUCAGUCAUGUCUGAUGCUUUGAAAGGGAAUACAGGAAACUCAGUUCAAGUUACUUUUCAGACUCAGAUUUCCAGCACUUCCACAACUGCAUCAGUUCAAUUGCCCAUUUUUCAGCCACCCAGUUCUUCAAACUAUUUUCUUACAAGAAAAGUAGAUACAGCAGAAAAAGUUAGAGUUACCUCUGUGGGAACUGAAAAUGUUACCUCAUCAGUUUCUAAAGUUCAGAGUCAUGGUGUGAAAAUUGAUGGACUCACCAUGCAAACAUUUGCUGUUUCUCCCACCUCAGCACAAAAUGAUUCAUCUUUUUUUAUAGUAAAUACUCAGAGUCUUCCAGUGACUGUGAAGUCUCCAGUUUUGCCUUCUGGGCAUCAUUUACAGAUUCCAGCCCAUGCUGAAGUGAAAUCUGUACCAGCGUCAUCAUUGCCUCCUUCAGUUCAGCAAAAGAUACUUGCAUCUCCAACCACAAGUACCUCAGGAACAGUUGAGGCCUCCCAAAUACCAACCGUUAUUUACGUAUCUCCUGUAAAUACAGUGAAAAAUGUAGUUACCAAGAACUUUCAAAACAUUUACCCAAAACCUGUUACAGAAAUAGCAAAGCCAGUGAUACUAAAUACCACACAAAUUCCAAAGAAUGUUGCUAAAGAGACACAAUUAAAAGGAAGUCAGCAUUCUCAAACUGCUCCAGUGAAAUGGAUAUUUCAAGAAAAUCUACAGCCUUGCACUCCAUCUAUUGUUCCUGUUAAGUCUUCAAAUAAUGUGGCUUCAAAGAUUUUAAAAACUUUUGUAGAUAGGAAAAGUUUGGGAGAUAACACAGUAAAUAUGCCACCUUUGAGUACCGUCGGUCCUAAUGGGACACAGACCAAAAGUAUACUUAUUAAAGAUAAUGCUUUGGUUAUGUUUAAUGGGAAAGUCUAUCUAUUGGCUAAAAAGGGGACAGAUGCUUUGCCAUCACAAAUUGACCAGCAGACCUCUGUUUCUCCUGAUACUCUACCAAGAAAAGAUACAUCACAGAUAGUGAGUUCAAGUCCAGUCACAGAAAUAUCCAGAAAGGUUGUAAAUAUUGUUUUGGCUAAAAGUAAAUCUUCCCUGAUGGAGACAAACUCACUUCCAGAUACCCAGCUUGCUUCCAUGGCCAAUCUAAGGGAAGAGAAGAAUAAAAAAGUGGAGACACCAUCUCUUUCCACCCCAAACCCACAUAACAUGAACCAACCCAUUAACUUCUUAAAGCAGAGUAAGACUUUAUUAACAAAGCCAGUCUUUCCAGAUGGAUUUAGUACAGGACAGAAUGCCCCCAGAAAAGAAAAUAUGCAGACCAUAGAGAAAAUAAGUUCCUCUGUUGAUGCAACAACUGUUACUUCACAACAGUGUGUUUUCAGAGACCAAGAACCAAAGAUCCAGAAUGAGAUGGCAUCAACAUUAGAAAAAGUUACUCAAGAAAGAAAUGACAAGAAAAAUUCUGAAGGGAGAAAUGAUAAGGCAUUAUGUUUGAAGAAUGAGGCUGAAUUAAAAAAGAUAUUUGGUCUCACUAAAGAUGUGAGAGUGUGCCUUACUCGGAUUCCUGUCAAUUUGGGCUCUGGAGAAGGCUUGGAGUCCUUUAGCAAAUUGAUGAAGUGUGAUGCUUACAAAGCGACAGAGUUUAUUGUAAAGGAGGAAGAGAGAAAAAAGAAUUUUGAUAAGAAAAGAAAAGCGAAAACCUCUAAGAUGUUGGUGGAUCACACAAAGCGGAAAAAAACUGAGAGUGCACAAGACACAGCAGUAAAUGGAGGAACUAGCAUCACCAGUCCCCAACUCGAUAGCAGUGUUUUGCCAACUUCUGAUGUGUCACACCAUAACAUUCUCACAAGCCACGGCAAAAUCAGAGAAGAGAAGAGAACUGAGCUAGAACCCUGUACCCAAGAGGAGGAAGGUGCAUUAAGUUCAAAUGCAACUUUUGAACAAAGUCAUUCCUUUAAUAAAAACUAUACUGAAGAUUUAUUCCCUAUGACACCUCCAGAGUUAGAAGAAACCAUUCGAGAUGAAAAAAUAAGAAGACUUAAGCAGGUGCUGAGAGAGAAAGAAGAAGCUCUUGAAGAAAUGCGUAAGAAGAUGCACCAAAAAUAAUGAAAUGUAGCUGUGCUAGACGCCACUGAAAUAGUUGUGUUUUUUUGUGUACUUUCAUAUUAAGUUAAUUCUAGGUGCAUUCUGAAAAUGUUUUUGAAUAUGAAACUUGCUUUUUCAUUGCUUAAUUUUAACACUUUAUUUAAGGAAUACUAACAAGGUUGAUUUGUGUAUGACUUGAGAAUAGUCUACAUGGGGUAUUGGAACCUCUGUCCAGAUACAUUUUUUUGGAAGGAAAAGUUUUCUAUUUUUCUAUUAGCCAGAAUUCCCCAAGUUUGAAUAUUUGUGCAGAGUUUUUGUUACUGUUUGUAUUUUUAGCUAAAUUGCUCAGGUGUUAUUCCAACAAUAGACGAUUACUGUGUACUGUAAAGGUACACAAUCCAAGGGAGGAUGUGAGCUCUAAACUUAACAUUGCCAAUAGGCUUGUCUAUGUACUCACUUAGUCCCUUUACCCACAAAGGGAUACUUUCUACUUACUAUUGUAAAUUUUCAAAUUUCAUGAAAGAAAAUGUAUUAUAGCAACAUUAUUUAAAUACUCAAACAUUUCUCGAGAAUGAGGGACACUUGUUUUAUAACUUUUACAAAGUAGUUUCAUAUAACCCAAAACAGUUUUUAGAAUUCAGACCAUAUUAUGUAUUGUUUGUUUAAAGUGAUAUGUUGUAGUUCUAAGACAAGUGCUGCUGCCUAUUUUUUUUUUUAACGUACACAUGUGACUUGGAUUGUAUGAACAGCAAAUCUGAACAAUGGCCAUACUUAAUAUUUUUAAAAAAUUGUAUAGCUUUUUAAAAAUAGAGGCAAGCAUAUGUUAUGUGAUUAUCUUCGAUUGGGAGAGUUUGGGAGCGGAGUGGAAACAGGGAUUAAAGGGAAGGUGUAGGAGUUUAUUUAAAAAAAAAAAGAUUAACAAAUCCCUGAAAGUAAGAUUACAAAACUCAAUGUCGGCAGCAAAAUAAAAAACAGUAAAUCAGAAAAUACUGAAAAGGAGGAACAAAGCCUCAACUACAUCCUCCUGCCUCUUUUUGUAGCAGCUUAAUUGAGAUUGUAUAUUAUAAAACUUACCCUUUUAAAAUGUGGUUUUUAUUCACAAAAUUGUUCAGCUAUCAACCUGAUCUAAUUUUAGAAAAUGUUCAUUGUCCCCCCAAAACUCCUACCCAUUAGCAGUCAUUCUCCAUACCCUCCUCACUCCAGCCCUAGGCAAUCACUGAUAUACUUUCUGUCACUGUAGAUUUGCCUGUUGUGGACACUGACGUGCAUAGAAUGAGGCAUUCAAUAUGUUUUCUUUCGACUGAUUUCUUUCAUUUAAUGUUUUAUCUAUGCUGUAGCAUGUAUUAAAACAAUUGUUUUUUAAGUUGUUAAAUAAUAGUCCAUUGUAUGGAUAUACCACGCUUUGUUUAUCCCCUCGUUUGUUUAUGGACAUUUGGAUUGUUAAGGAUGUCAUGUUGCUAUGAUGUAGGAUGUUAUGUUGCUAAUGUUGCUAUGACUGUCUGGAUACAAGUUAUUGUGUGGACAUAAUGUUUUUCAGUUCUCUUGGUUAUAUGUUUAGGGGAGUGAUUGCUGGAUCCUAACUCUUUAACAUUUGAGGAACUGAAGACUAUUCCAGUCAGGUUUUGCUUCCUCGGCUACACUAGAAUGAAUAUUGUCAACACCACAGUGACUUCCAUGUUGCUAGAUCAAUUAUUGGUCUUUUUUAUCGGUGGGAACAUGGUAUUGUGAAUCAUUAUUUCCUUUGAAAAAUGUUUAAAUAUUAUUAAAGAAGCAUUAUGCAUCCAUUGUAGAAAAUUUUAAAUACAGCAAGCUAAAAUACUAAGGCUUCAUAUUCCUAUCAUCCAGAGUUCACCCUUGUUAGCACCUUGUGUAUAUCUUACCUUUCUCUGUGUCCCAUAUAUACUUGCAUAUUUUUAACAAAACAUUUUUAACAAAAUGUGCUCAUACUAACUGUUCUGAAACAUACUUUUAAAAUCAUCAAUCUUGAGUUUUCUUCUUCUGUUAAGUCAAAUUUAGAUAUCCCUGCUUGACCUCAGAAUAUCUUUUACAGCUUGCCUUCCCAAGCCGUGUUAAAUCUAGGACUACACAUUUUAUUGCAUUUUGUAGAAUUCUUUUUAUUUAGCUUCGUUUUUUAAAAUAACUUUGAUUUAUUAAAAGCCGGUCAGUUGUCCUGAUUCUUUUGUCCUUGAUAUACUUUCAUUUCAUUGUUAGAACACAUUUCUACCUCGUUCUCCUCCUUGCACAUUUUUUCUCAACAUUUAUAUACCUUCAAUUUCAGUUCCCGGUUUGUUUCUCUGCUUAUACUAAUUUUCUUGCUGAUACUCAAUUUGAUGACCUUAAAAUACUAUAUAUAUUAACUUGUGGAUUUUUAUCUUUGUUCCCAGACACCUCUCUUGGAUUUCACACUUGUGUAGCCAGCUGCCUAUUUGAUGUCACUAUUAGUUUUCUAAAUAAACAUAUCAGAUCGUCCAAAACUGAAAUCCUGUUCUUGUUCUGAAGUGGCUUCACCUACCAUUUUCCUCAUUUUAGCUGAUGAGAGCUCCGUCCUUCUAAUGUGCUCAAACCAAAAGAAACUUGUAAUCAUAAUUGAUUUCUUCUUUCAAACCCACACCUAAUACAAAUUUUGACUCAGCUUUCAAAAUAUCCCAGAUCUGACCACUUUUCAUAUUAAUCGGAAUGGCUUGUUGGUAGCGUCGUAAGCAGUCUUGAGUCUUCCUUUGUGCCCCUGUAUUCUGCCAGAGUGAUGCUUUUAAACAUGAUUCAAAGCAAGUUCUUUAGUUACCUCCAAUGACUCCUCACUUAACUUGAGUAAAAUCCUCUGUACAGAUAAGUAGAGGUGUUUUUGUCUCCCUAAAUCCUACUAGGCCUAGUACAUUUCUGUUUAGAGUGGCAAAAAAAUUUUUCCUCAAAAUUUAGGUUGAACCGAAAUUUGAAUUAAGCAAGGGCGUAGGAAUGGAAGAACUUUCCGGGCAGAGGAAGCAGUUAAGUUCAAAGGUUACUGGGCAGGAGAGAGCAUGGCAUAUGUGAAGAACUAAAAGACCAUACAACAAUGCAGAGCAAGAGCAUAGUUGUUAACCCUGAAAGGAUAGGUUUACUUGCUGAAGAGUAUAAUUUUGUUGGAUGUCAUUGCUUCAGAUUUAUUAUUCAGGGACAGGAUUUACCCACGUUCCAGCUCUCUGAUCUCCAUUCUCUUGUCAAAAAACUAUUUGCAUCAUUCUAUUUUUGGUAGCAUUCAUUCUAUUUUUUAUUUCCUCUACUGCAAUUUCAGUCCUGCUACUGCUUGUUUGCUCUCCAUUAUUGGUAUGUACUUGGUGGUCCUCUCCACUUUAGGUGGGAUUGAACCCAUUCUCAACUCUAAGGGCAGCGCCUCAUUUGUCUAAAGCACAGGUUCCCAAACAUCCUCAGUUCAGGGUACUUCAGGGUCUAGAAAUUGAUUCAUGGCACUGCUAGGUGAGAAGGAAUAUUUAUGAAGCAGCUAGGUCCGCAUAACCUGAUGAGUUUUAUGUCUUGAUUUAGUUUUCUGUUGCUGCAUAGCACAUUACCACAAACUUGGCGGCUUAAAACAUCUGUAAUCUUUCAGUUAUGUAGGACAGAAGCCCAAGUGGGCUUGGCUGGAUUCUCAAAAUUGAAAUCAAAGUCUUAGCUGGACUAGGUUCUUAUCUGGAUGCUGUGGGCAAGAGUCUGCUUUCAAGUUCAUUCUGACUGACAAGAGUCCAAUUCCUGUGGCUAUAGGUUAGGUUUUCAUUUUCUUUCAGAUGUUGGGGGGGCAGGGCUCAUACUCAGCCCCUGGCAAUUGCUCUUUUGCCAUUUCAUACAUUCCUUCAGACCUGUAUGUUACAUCAAAUUCUUACACUUGACCUCUGCCACCGGUCAUAGAAAAAACUUUUAAAAGGUUCAUAUGGAGGAAGUUUGUUCUUUGUGUGACUGUGAAGUUUAUAACCUACUGGGACAGGUGGGGGUUUGGUGGAGCAGGCGUCCGCCUGAAAUGAAGUGCAAACUGCAGCCUGCGUCCUGCCACAACCCAGGAGUAACAUCAGUAACAGGUGAGAAUGGCCUCUUUAACUCACUGGCCCAUCACGCUUAAGUAGACAAGAACUAUGAAAAGAAGGUGGCAAGUGAAGCAGAUGCUAAUCAAGACAGGAGUUCAGAGAACAAAGACUGGAGACUAAGGAUAUCACCAUCACCCUUUGGGAAGAAGUAUUGCUCCUGGGACUACUACUAAAAGAUACAGAAGGUUACAUGUCUUUCUGGAAAGAUUGCAUAUCAUUUGGUCUUUGAGGGGGGCAUCUUGAUAGAGCUGCUGAUGCAGGUUUAAUCUAUCUGGACACCCUCAACAACCAUAUGUAAAAAGCUAAUAUCUGUUGAACAGGUGAUAUUUACUGGAUGAAACUUAAACACAUCAAAAACUACCCACAGAAACCAUCCAAACAUAGAUUGAGCUUCUCACCAGUAAGAUCCAGAACUCCUUCAUAAUCAGAAUUUUCUCCUUGGCAUGACCAGUAUGACAGAAACAGUGACUGUUGAAAAAACUUGUAGACAGUGUACUGGAGCAGUGGGUAGAUGACCCUCAGCCUUUGGAGAAACAAAUGGACUCCAUGUAUGAACUUGUGCUAGCCCACUCCUCUGACAUGCUAGAAAAUGUUUUCUUCUUUCUGUCAGAUGACAACUAUGUGGCAAUGGAUUGUGCCAGGACCUAGUAGAACUGGAUCCUGAGGUGGAAAGAACAAAGCACAGUGCCUCAGAGAUGGUCUGAGCAGAGUAGCAGGCUUCAUUCAUUACAUUCUAAAACCAGGAGGUGGGGUUCUCCCACUCUGCCCCCCCCCAAUAAUUAGUGAUAGAAACACCAUCACUAAUUUUUGUGUGAUGAAAUAUUUUCAUCUGUUUUCCCCCUCUUGAAUCAGACUUACAAUAUGGGAGAGCAACUUCUAGUCUUCUCAAUAGACUUUGACUGUUAUAAACACUAUUUCUCCCUAUUCUUCCACUCCAGACAUAAAUAAACUGGGUGAACUGAUGAAAUAAACCCUUUUCUCUUAUUUUAAAGUAGGGUUCAUGUGACUAAAUUAGACCCACUUAGGUAAUCUGACAUAUGACGUAAUUGCAAGAGAGGUAUAUUCCAGGUCUUAUCUACACUGAAAGAAAAAGGGUAAGGGUCAUUGUGUGGGAGUUCUUGGAAUUCUGCCUAAGACAUGUUUUAACAUCUUAGUAGUCACUGAAAGUAAUAUACAGAAUUAAAGGGAAAUAUUUUUAUUUCAUUCUUUAAAAAACCUAUUAGAAUGACAUGACUUGGGUACUGCAUAAUUUAGACUCGAACAACUUGAAAUUAACUUAGGCACUGUUACCUUCAAUUCUUAUCCCACAUUAAUUGGAAUGCAGUAUUUGCUUUUUACCUCAGCAAUUAUAAAAAACUAGCUUCGCGAAGAUGUGACAUGUAGCAAGAUCUAAUGUUGAAUCCAUGGACUGUUUGAUCUUGUAGUUUACUAGUUGUCCAACAGAUACCGAGUAUCACUCUCAAAAUUUGAAAAUAUCUCACGCACCUUCAGAAGUUUCUUCUGUGUCUUGGGGAAUGGCAAUCCACAGUUUGGGGACUGCAGAUCUAGACCAUCUAAUGUGCAAUAAUUCCUUUCCAGGUUGUUCUAACU
Messenger RNA from Talpa occidentalis (Iberian mole), 11800 nucleotides. It is a transcript of the gene LRIF1, whose product is annotated as ligand dependent nuclear receptor interacting factor 1. Gene Ontology annotation, molecular function: nuclear retinoic acid receptor binding. The coding region runs from base 3981 to 6182 and encodes 733 amino acids. The transcript is spliced from 4 exons. NCBI's taxonomy places the organism in Eukaryota, Metazoa, Chordata, Mammalia, Eulipotyphla, Talpidae. The record is from RefSeq and is a predicted model, not a curated record. Gene Ontology annotation, biological process: regulation of DNA-templated transcription.